This is a messenger RNA of Nannospalax galili (Upper Galilee mountains blind mole rat), 6022 nucleotides long. RefSeq names its product integrin subunit alpha 8 (gene Itga8). The record is from RefSeq and is a predicted model, not a curated record. The coding region runs from base 237 to 3425 and encodes 1062 amino acids. Gene Ontology annotation, cellular component: integrin complex; external side of plasma membrane. Lineage: Eukaryota; Metazoa; Chordata; Mammalia; Rodentia; Spalacidae. Gene Ontology annotation, biological process: cell-matrix adhesion; cell-cell adhesion; cell adhesion mediated by integrin. Gene Ontology annotation, molecular function: integrin binding. The transcript is spliced from 30 exons.
CGCCGCUAGGGGGCGCCGCGAGCGCUCAGUGCCCCCGCCCGCCGGGGAAGGGGCAGAGCCGCGCCGCCGAACCUGAGCCGCAGGGCAGGCGGUCGGGACCAGACGCCAGGACUGUCACCCGGACGCGCCGCGCGCACUGACCCGGGACGACGCGGGCAUCUGGGGACGGCCAGGCCUUUGUCCCCCGGGCUCCACGGCUCCCGCUCCCGGGUGAGCAGCCCACGGGGCGGACGGCGAUGUCUCGCUGGGCCCUCCGCAGUCCCCCGGGGAGCCGGGUAUCCCCGCUAGCGCGCCUGUGCUGCGUCUCCGCCGCGCUGGGGAUGCUGUGGUACCCCGCGUCGCUGGCUUUCAACUUGGACGUGGACAAGCUCACGGUGUACAGCGGCCCCGAGGGCAGCUACUUCGGCUACGCACUGGACUUCCACAUGCCUGAUGCUCGCACAGCCAGUGUCUUGGUGGGAGCGCCCAAAGCCAACACCAGCCAGCCGGAUAUCGUGGAGGGCGGAGCUGUCUAUUACUGUCCGUGGCCAGCACAGGGGUCCAUACAAUGCAAGCAGAUCCCGUUUGACACCACCAACAACAGAAAAAUCCGAGUUAAUGGAACCAAAGAACCCAUAGAGUUUAAAUCAAAACAGUGGUUUGGAGCAACGGUGAGAGCUCACAGAGGGAAAGUCGUGGCCUGUGCCCCUUUAUACCACUGGAGAACCCUCAGACCUACACCAGAAAAGGACCCAGUUGGCACGUGCUAUGUGGCGAUCCAGAAUUUCAGUGCCUAUGCCGAGUAUUCGCCUUGUCGGAACAGCAACGCUGAUCCUGAGGGCCAAGGUUACUGCCAAGCAGGCUUUAGCCUGGAUUUUUAUAAGAAUGGAGACCUCAUAGUGGGAGGACCUGGAAGUUUUUACUGGCAAGGUCAGGUGAUCACUGUCAGUAUUGCAGAUAUCAUUGCAAAUUACUCAUUCAAGGAUAUCCUAAGGAAACUAGCUGGAGAAAAGCAGACAGAUGUGGCUCCAGCUUCCUAUGAUGACAGCUACCUUGGGUAUUCAGUUGCUGCCGGGGAAUUCACUGGAGAUUCUCAGCAAGAAUUGGUUGCUGGAGUUCCUAGAGGAGCGCAGAACUUUGGAUAUGUCUCCAUCAUUAACUCCACAGACAUGACCUUCAUUCAGAAUUUCACUGGUGAGCAGAUGGCAUCUUAUUUCGGAUAUACUGUUGUAGUAUCAGAUGUUAACAAUGACGGCAUGGAUGACAUACUGAUCGGGGCCCCUCUCUUUAUGGAACGCGAAUUUGAGAGUAACCCUAGAGAAGUUGGACAGGUCUACCUGUACUUGCAAGCGAAUGCCCUCCUCUUCCAAGACCCGCAGGUGCUCACUGGCACAGAGACUUUCGGGAGAUUCGGAAGUGCUGUGGCGCACUUGGGGGACCUGAACCAAGAUGGAUACAAUGACAUCGCCAUUGGUGUACCCUUUGCAGGCAAGGAUCAAAGAGGCAAAGUGCUUAUUUACAACGGGAACCAGAACGGCUUACACACCAAGCCCUCCCAAGUUCUGCAAGGCAUGUGGGCCUCACAGACCAUCCCUUCUGGAUUUGGGUUUUCUCUGAGAGGAGAUGCCGACAUAGACAAGAAUGAUUACCCAGAUUUACUUGUUGGAGCGUUUGGGAAAGGGAAAGUGGCUGUUUACAGAGCAAGGCCAGUGGUGACUGUGGAUGCCCAGCUUCUGCUGUACCCAAUGAUUAUCAACCUUGAAAAUAAAACUUGCCAGAUUCCAGAGUCCUUGACACCUGUGGCCUGCUUUUCUUUAAGAAUCUGUGCAGCUGUAACAGGCCAGAGCAUUUCAAAUACAAUAGCUCUGAUGGCUGAGGUGCAAUUAGAUUCCCUAAAACAAAAGGGCGCCAUCAAGCGAACUCUCUUCCUCCGUAACCAUCAGUCCCAUCUCGUCUUUCCUCUUGUGAUAAAGCAGCAGAAAUCCCUCCACUGCCAGGAUUUUAUCGUUUAUCUCAGAGAUGAAACCGAAUUCCGAGAUAAAUUAUCUCCAAUCAACAUUAGCUUGAAUUACAGUUUGGAUGACUCCACCUUUAAAGAAGGCCUGCAAGUGAAACCAAUUUUGAACUACUACAGAGACAACACAGUUACAGAACAGGCUCGCAUCCUGGUGGACUGUGGAGAAGACAAUCUAUGUAUUCCGGACUUGAAGCUGUCAGUCAGACCAGAUAAGCAUCAGAUAAUCAUUGGGGAUGAGAAUCACCUUAUGCUCAUCAUAAACGCCAGAAACAAAGGGGAAGGCGCCUAUGAAGCAGAACUCUUCGUCACGAUCCCAGAGGAGGCAGAUUACGUCGGGAUUGAGCGCAACAACAAGGAACUGCGACCACUGAGCUGUGAGUACAAGAUGGAAAAUGUGACCAGGAUGGUGGUGUGUGACCUUGGGAACCCCAUGGUGGCUGGAACAAAUUAUUCUCUGGGCCUGCGGUUUGCUGUUCCACGGCUUGAGAAAACCAACACGAGCAUUAACUUCGAUCUCCAAAUCAGAAGUUCCAACAAGGACAAUCCAGACAGCAAUUUUGUGAGUCUGCAGAUCAACAUCACUGCUGUAGCCCAAGUAGAAAUAAGAGGAGUAUCCCACCCUCCGCAGGUUGUCCUGCCCAUUCAAAACUGGGAACCAGAAGACAAGCCCCGCAAAGAGGAGGAAGUUGGACCCUUGGUGGAACAUAUUUAUGAGCUGCACAAUAUUGGACCUAGCACCAUCAGUGACACCAUCCUGGAAGUGGGCUGGCCAUUCUCUGCUAGAGGCGAAUUUCUCCUCUAUAUUUUUCAUCUUCAGACUCUGGGACCUCUACAAUGUCAAACAAAUCCUGAGAUCAACCCACAGGAUAUAAAGCCCGCUGCCUCCCCAGAUGACACCCCAGAGCUUAGCGCCUUUCUGCGAAACUCCACCAUCCCCCAUCUUGUCAGGAAGCGGGAUGUGCCUGUGGCCCAGCUCCACAGACAGAGCCCUGCAAAAAUACUGAACUGUACAAAUAUUGAGUGUCUGAAAGUCUCUUGUACAGUGAGACGACUGGGAGGUGGAGAAAGCGCAGUCCUCAAGGUCAGAUCGCGAUUGUGGGCCCACACGUUCCUCCAGAGAAAAAAUUAUCCCUACACUCUUGCAUCCCUGGUAUCCUUUGAAGUUAAGAAGAUGCCAUAUAAAGAUCAGCCAGCAAAGCUCCCGGAAGGAAGCACAACAAUUAAGACUUCAGUUAUUUGGGCCAUCCCUAAUGUUUCUUUCUCAAUUCCCUUGUGGGUCAUAAUCCUAGCGAUACUGCUUGGGUUGCUGGUGCUGGCCAUCCUAACUUUGGCUCUUUGGAAGUGUGGAUUCUUUGAUAGAGCAAGACCUCCUCAGGAUGAAAUGACAGACAGGGAACAACUGACCAGUGGCAAGACCCCAGAAGCGUGACCCAGAAACAUGCAUCCCCAAAUUCAAACACUGGUCCUGUUCAGAAAAAGAAGGAAAGAAAGGACAUAAGGUCUAGAUGAUAAUAGUGUCCAUACCUGCCGCUGGCCUGGGGAAUGGAAGGACACCUAAUUGAUCACCUCAUCUUCUUCACACAUUGUGGAAGUUGCCACGGAGUGCAGAGUACCCUGUGGGAAAAGAAACUGCCAACACUGUAGAAACAAUCAGCAGUCCUGGGAGGUUUGCUUUUGUCAUUCCAUAUUUGGCAGACAUUUUGGAAUGGCUGCAGGAACUUGGGCUGCUGUCUAAGUCAACCCAACUUGAACUGCAAAGAGGAAUUACUGCAGAAAUGAGAGGGUGACUAGGACUGAACUACUGUAACCCAGUGGAAUAUUUGACACCUCCCUACGGAAGAGAAAUGUUUCUAAGGAUGUGAUGGCUCAGGGAGACACACAGUGUGUUGUUGGUACUGUGGAAGUACUUGUGAGACAACAAAGAUCAUUUUGCUAAGUGAGGAUAACACUUAUUUAUUUAUUUUCCAUUUCUCUAGGUGAAGAAUAUGGUUGUCUAGAGGAUUUGGAAAUUAACAUUUGGUUAGUUAGUUUUCAAAAUCACUCAGUUUAUUUCCUCUUACAGUAACCACUUUGUGCAGAUAGUUCAUUUAAUUGAGCUUCUUCAUAUUUUAGACAGCGUCAAGGAAACACAAAUUGGUAUUAGAGAUCAAUUUUGCUUGAAACCUUGCUGCCUUCUACCUGGAGUUAUUUUUAUUCACACUCUCCAGGAACUCACAUCAGCUGAAUUUAGCUUUAUUAAAUGUUACUUAUGUUUCCUUUUACACAUGUAAAAAUAAUCUUUCCACUGAUUUAUUUAAAACAUUAAUUUCAAGGUACUUACUACCCUGUAUGGUGUUCGAAAGUAUUGACACAAUUUUUAGAGUCCAUAUAAAAAAGCAAUUUAAUAAUAUGAGCAAAUUAAUUUUAAUAGCUAUAGUAACCAACACCAAUAUUUAGUUUGGAAUUUAAAUACCUUUUGUCCCUGUAAUACCUUAUUCUUGUAUAAAAAGAAAAUGGCUGAACUUAAAUAAGAUGGAGAUCUAUGAAGUUAUACAGGUGUGAGACAAACCUAGAAAAAUUAAUUCCAAGGGCUUUGUCUAAGGAUGCCUAUUCUAACUUUAGUACUCAUUUUUACUGUUAAUCUUUUAUAGUAUAUUAUUUUGGAAAAUGAUCUUUAAUUAAGCUAUUUUCCAUUAUCUUUCAUUAACCAUCCAAAAGAUAGUUGCUUAAAAUUCUUGUAACUAAUCUAUAAUCAAAUGUAAUAUUAUCAUUUUGAAGUAAAAUUGACCAGUCAAUUUAUUAUAAGAUGGUCCAUACGAUUUUAUAGCCUUUUUAUAAAAAUGAAAACUUGCUAUGGAGAACGCUGAACAAAUUUUUAUGUGCAAUAUUUUUAUAGACUAUGUAUCCAAGGCAUGUUUACACUGGCAUUAGCUAUUUUUUAAUUAAUAUCCCGAAUAUUAAGUCUGAUACUACAAGCUGACCAAAAUCCUUAAGUUUACAAAACAGUUGGAAAAUAAUCUGUGUCUCACUUUCAGCAAUAACACUUUAUUUGAAAGAUGAGUCAAACUUACAGACAGUAAACUUUAUGUGGUGCCUUAACCUGGAGCGAAGCCCUUUGGCUGGAGUUGCAGCAGUUCAUUGGAAAGUAACUGAAAAGCCUUGUCAAUUAAAUCUAUCUUGGUAGCUGCUUCCUGUCUGUCAGGCACUCAAGUUGAGCUCCCAGUCUGUGUGGCUGAUGCCUGAGGACCACUGCAUUUGCCUCAAAGAGUUGUGAAUGUCCCACACCAACUUCAUGGUGGGGAAGGGGGUUUCAUUUGGUGUUGGUCUUUUAGGUAGAACCAAUUUUAUAGGUUGAGGACUAUCUGCAUGAUAAGAUUUGAGGGACAACAAACAGCUCUCUCUCUAGACCAUAAAGUACCCUAAUUCUUGUGAUGCCUGAUGCACUGUGACCAACAGAAAUUAGCUCCUCGGCAUGUACCCCUGGUUUUGAAGGAACUCAGAACUCUUCAAUUUAAGUAUAGGAGCUAGUCCAGACAGCCAUAUAGAAGAAACCAGAGAUGCCAGGAGGAAGAUGGAACCCAGACAGAACAGGGUAUGAGGAAGUCAAAGGCAAACCAUGGCUUCCUGUGCUGCAGAGGUCUCUUUAAGGCACUGCUUGCUACCUGUGGGCAUUGCAGAGACCAUCACACCCAUGCACAGUGACCGUCACCUCUUAGAAUGUGGAAGCCCUGGAGGGAGAACCCUGAGUAUAUAAUGCUCACAACAUUGCUGACUUCUUUCACAACUCAAAAUGCUCUGGGCUCCACUAGGAGCCUAUCUGUAUUUCUCUUCAAUAAAUUCCUUUCACUAGUUCUUGCAGCUAGUUUUUAAGGCAUGAGAAAAUGAGCAGAUCUUUUUUAUAAACUUGGAGAUUUUAAUAGAGUGAAGAAAUAAUGUACUAGUCAUCACUGAAACCCCAAUCUUGGAACUCUUGUUUUAUUUAAAUAUAUGAGAUCUGUGAAGAUUUUCAUGUACCUAUUUACCUAGUCACCAAUAAAAUUGAAAAUU